GGGGCCGAAAUCCAGGGAUCCAGGGCUCGUCAUGCGAAGCGAGGCCGCCAAGCAGUGUCAGAUUGACCGGAACCCCGGGGCACCCGGGGAGCGGGGUCGCGGGCUGGCCUGGAACCCGGGCCUCGGGUGCCGCCGCUGCAGGAGCCGCGGGCGUCCGUGCGACCGGCUCAGCUGCCGAAACUUAGGGGCCCCUCUCCAGGCGGGCGGACUUGGGGGCAAGGGCGACCUGUAGGUUCUGCAGGAAGACAGGGGCUGCGGGCUGGCGGGUUCCGGGCGGGACGGCAGCAGGGGAUGAUCCAGGACCCGAACGGGAUGCAGCCCACUGCGACCGGGAGCCUCCGGUGAGUGGUGCCUCUCGCCCCAGGGAUGUACAUGCAGGUGGAGACCCGCACCGGCUCCCGCCUCCAUCUGAAGAGGGCUCCAGGCAUCAGGUCUUGGUCCCUGUUAGUUGGAAUCUUGUCGAUCGGCCUGGCUGCUGCCUACUACAGUGGGGAUAGUCUGGGCUGGAAGCUCUUCUACGUCACGGGCUGCCUGUUCGUGGCUGUGCAGCACCUGGAGGACUGGGAGGAAGCCAUCUUCAACAAGAGCACAGGGAAGGUCGUGCUGAAGACAUUCAGCUUGUACAAGAAGCUGCUGACUUUUUGCAGAGCAGGCCACGACCAAGUGGUGGUCCUGCUGAAUGACAUCCAGGAUGUGAAUGUGGAGGAGGAGAAGGUCCGGUACUUCGGGAAGGGCUACGUGGCGGUGCUGCGCUUUGCAACAGGCUUCUCCCACCCCCUCACCCAGAGUGCCAUCAUGGGCCACCGCAGUGAUGUGGAAGCCAUCGCCAAGCUCAUCACCGCCUUCCUGGAACUGCACCGCCUUGAGAGCCCCAUGGAGCUGUCUCAGAGCAGCGACAGUGAGGCUGAGGGCCCCGGGCGCCAGAGCUGACGCCCACAGAGCCCACAGAGCCCCCAGCCUGGGUUCUGACGGCGCCCCCAGAGGCCUCAUGGGCUGCUGGCAAGUGUUCCUCUUCAGCCCCAGGCCAGGCCUUUGGCCAUCCCUGCUGCUUGCUUCUGCCCUCUGAACAAAACCACAGGCUGGGCCUUCCCUGCAGGCCUGAGGUGUCCGGGAGGCACGGGCCCAGAUCCGCCUCCUGGAGUCACAUGGUCUCUGCCAGCGCAGUGUGGGUUGUGAGGGUGACAGGCAGCAUGGCCUGGUCUGGACAGACCCACCCCACAGCCCGCCAGCCAGAGCCUCUGAAGUAGGAAGGGCACCAGGCUCCCCACGGCGUUGGGCCGGGCUGGGGGGUGGUUUGCCAGCCCCAGUUCUAUAGGAUUUCAGCUCCCAGGGUACAGGGAGGCUUCAGCAAGCGAGGGAACAGCCUGCAGCCAGGUCAGGCUCCAAGGAUGCUUGCACUGGCUUGUCCCCAGGAAUCCCAGUGUCUCCCCCAUCCCACCAGCAUCCCUUCUCUGGUUGGAUGGCCUCAGUGGGGCUUGUCCACUGGCUGCCAGGCUGCAGCCGCUCCCGAGGCCUCCCCAGUGCAGCCUGCUCUGCCCCCAUGGCGCGUCCAGGACCCUAAAGGACUCCAGUCAGGCUGUCACAGCACCUAAGCAAAGGCAUCUUGGCUAGAAAAGGUCUCUUCUAGUCUUGGGCAGUGCUUAAAAACCAGGCCUCUCUCAGAAAUGAGAUUUCCAGCUUUUCUUGAACCCUGGGAAGACCUGGCAGUUGAGCCCCUUUGUGUGUGGCAGGAAGUGGGUUGGGCUCACUGCCACCUCUGGGCCUGGGCAGCUGCGACUACCCCGAGCUGGGUCCCCAAGGGCACUCUGAGAGGCGCUAAGGAGGCUGCGUGGGAAGGGCUGGGCAAACCCAGAAGGCAGUGCCGCCCAGACCCCAGGCUGCGGCCCUCUGUCUGAGAGUGAGGACAUUCAUAAGGGCUCUGGAGAAACCCCCCUCCCUUCUCAGCGUGGCCACCUACCAGCCUUUGUUUAGGAACACAGUCAUUUAAACAUGCCAAAGUUAGGCUUUUAAAUGGUUAAGUCUGAAAUGCUUUUGUUGCUGAAGUAAAGUGUGAAAUGCUGUAA
Manis pentadactyla (Chinese pangolin) is the source of this 2063-nucleotide messenger RNA. Its product is annotated as cytochrome b-245 chaperone 1. The record is from RefSeq and is a predicted model, not a curated record. Lineage: Eukaryota; Metazoa; Chordata; Mammalia; Pholidota; Manidae. The transcript has 7 exons. Bases 367 to 930 code for a protein of 187 amino acids.